Messenger RNA from Thermothelomyces thermophilus ATCC 42464, 3112 nucleotides. RefSeq lists its product as uncharacterized. Lineage: Eukaryota; Fungi; Ascomycota; Sordariomycetes; Sordariales; Chaetomiaceae. The coding region runs from base 30 to 2906 and encodes 958 amino acids. The record is from RefSeq and is a predicted model, not a curated record. The transcript has a single exon.
CAUUUAUUGUUCCGCCAGAGAUCUCGAGAAUGGUCAAGACCCAUCUAGACUUCGACGACGGGUUCUGGUGGACUGAAGACCUUGCUACGCUGCCGCCAUCCAACCCGAGCCGGGCCUCCUUUCGCAAAGAUGCUAUUGAAAGACCACCGCCGACACUCAAUGUCCUUGCAGCUAGUUGGAACAUGAAGCAGACCAUGUACAGCUUCUGGCAGCUUUUGAAGAUUACCGGUUUGCUUUCCGACAGCCGGGAGUCCGAACUCGCCAGCUUCCCGGUCCUGUACCGCGCCAAGCUGUUGCUUCGAGAAACGCUCUUCUACGACUUCCAACAAGCCGAUCCCGCCAUCCAACCUGAGCCAAAUAGCUCCGCCCCUCAUGUGAUUUUCGACGAUGCCGACUCAUACGGGCGUUUUCAUGUGCUCUACAACUGCAUGGUCCAGUUUCUGCAGUCGUUUGACAGCCUCCUGGCGCGGCCCGGCACGCUCGGCCCGAAGCAUUGGCUGGCUGGCUUCUUUGCCCUCUGCAUUUUCAGUGUAGUGAAGACCAUUCUCGUUGACAGGGCCGCGCAUCUCCGCUUCAACUCGCCCUCUCAUGCAAAUAUACAAGCCAUGCACGCCGUCUAUAAGGCUCUCGUGAGCGUCUUUGCGUGGUGCACGCCGAUGCUGCUAGAUGGUCAGGAUAUGGAGCUCGGCCACGAUGAUCGUGAGCUGCUCCUCUCUGUGGGGAUAUUUCUCGGGAGGAGCGCAUGGGCCGAGCGUGGAAUCGCAUCAUCCAAGGACUUUCUCAUGCUCCUCGGCGGCGGGGAGACGGAGGCCAUCUACUAUCACGGUUUCAUCAAGCCACGGCCGCCAGCGAGGCAGGGAUCGUUUGUCCUCCCUCCAAUCACCAGGACGGCCGAGGAACCCAGGAAACCGCUGCCCGACAUGCGGCCACUCAUCACUAGCUGGGGCGCAGUGCCCCCGGGCCAACCAGAUAGGGAGGUGUACGUCUUCAAGGGAGAGCCCGAAAGGAUGCUCGCGUCGCCGCAAACCAUAGAUCCAGGGAGGCGACAUACAGUUGCCGAGAGCCCGACUUCCAGCAGACAACCUAGCCGUGUGCUGACGUCCCCGGUCCCCACACCGAGAAUGCGGGCCUCCUACCAACGACCGCCACUGAGGCGAGUCUACUGCACCAAGUGUAACGAGUAUCCGGAAGGGUUCCGUGGCGAGCAUGAGCUGAGGAGACACAACGAUGCGAAACAUGCCGCUUUGGUCAAGAGAUGGGUAUGCACGCAACCGCCGGAUCUCUCCGGCUCGCCGCAGCCGGUUAUACCGUUGGCAAAGUGCAAGGCAUGCGUCACCCAGAAGCGGUACGGGGCUUACUAUAACGCGGCAGCACAUCUCCGAAGAGCCCACUUCAACCCUCACCGUGGCGGCAAGGCGAGCGGAGAUUGGCCUCCUAUGUCCAUCCUGAAGGAUUGGAUGCGGGAGGUGCGGCAGUCGAUCGACGUGCAAGAUCAAGACGAUGGCUCGAGCGGCGACGACGAAGCACAAGACUACAAGGCCGUCCACGAACUCGUCGCGCCACCGCACCGACGGUCUCCCGUCCCGGAAGUCCCACGUCUCGCACCAGCCCCCGCCGCACCGCAACAGACACAGGGCCCGCCACUAUUGGCACCUUCCGUCGACCGAGUGAAUUCUGUUAGCCUUCCGCCGAUAAUGAUGCAUAGUUCCCAGGGAGCGUUUAUAGCACCUACUUCGACUCUCAAGGCCGACGAGCCGCCCCAUGUGCCGCCAUCUUCCUCAUCCUCCUCCGCUCGCAGCCGUUGCCCCCACCCGGAAUGCGGCCGAGUCUUCAAGGAUCUAGCGGCCCACAUGCUAACCCACAUGGAAGAGCGGCCCGAGAAGUGUCCGAUAGAAACGUGCGAAUAUCACAUCAAGGGAUUCGCGCGCAAGUAUGACAAGAACCGGCAUGCCUUGACGCACUAUAAGGGAACCAUGGUGUGUCCGUUUUGCCCGGGAGCCGGAACCGCGUAUGAGAAGGCGUUCAAUCGAGCGGACGUAUUCAAGCGCCACUUGACGGCUGUGCAUAACGUCGAACAGACUCCGCCCAACAGUAGGAAGAUGGUGUUGCCGUCGGGCGCCGGACGAGCUGGAGGCACCGGUGCAAAGUGCAACAUUUGCCAGAGCCAGUUUGGCACGGCACAGGAGUUUUACGAACAUUUGGACGACUGCGUGCUGAAUGUUAUCGUUCCCUCCACCCCCCAGACAGCCGGCAGCGGCAGUGGCAGCUCUAUGACCAGGAAGGACUCUACGAGGACCCCGACGACUGCGAGCACCGAGAAGGGCAAAGAGCUUGACAUGGAGUUAGAAACGCGGGACUCCCAAAAGCCCAUGAACUCGCGGGAGCGCCACGAGGAUGUCGGCAUGAGGAGAGCACACGCCAUGGACCGCGAGCACAGCAUGACCCAGCAACAACCGGAGUACCUUGGUGUCUUUCUGAGCGACAAGGACGCGAUGCAAAUCGACCGACAAGACCGGCAGCAACAGCAACAACGCCCAGAAGAACAGCGUUCUGAGCGACGAGUCUCAAACUCAACAAUCCCACCCCUCCGCUCCGCUUCUUCCAACACACAGGAGAAGCAGCAAAUCAGCCUCGAGCCGACAUCCUCGGAGCCGGAACCAAAAGCCGAGAUCGAAGUUGCCGUUGCCACCACCGUCUCUCGUCGGGAUGAGGAGGAAGCCACGGAUCUUGAAAGAUCCCGGAGCUCCAGCGCAGGCGAGAGCGGUAACCAUACACAGUUGCAGGAACCUGAUCAGCCGCCUCCAAACCAUGGGGGCAUGCCAGAAAUCAAACGCCACCAGCUGCCGCGUCCCGAAGUGACACUUGGCUCGCCGGCGCCAGAUGUCAUGGAUACCGACACACAAUGAUGCCGUCGCCCGGGCUAUUGCCCCUCUGUUAUUUUGCUUCUUUGAUUGAUAGGUCUGGGCAGAGUCGAGGAGGCAGGGCCUUGAUGAUCAAUGACCUUCGAGUUCUAUUCACUUUGGUUUCCCUACGUUUCAGCCGUGCACAACAAGCAUGCAUGCAUGGACUGCCUCGUUUAUUUCACCUUUUAUAUUUUUAUUUUUAACUUCUU